GUAGCCAUGCGCCUCAAGUCUCCGAUUCAUUUCUUCUCCCCCUCCCCUCUUGAUUUUCCUCUUUUGGGAUUUUUUAUUUUGAAACCCUCUGUCUCUUGGAGUUUACUGGAGUAGAAGGGAAAGCAAGUGAUUGGACACUUGUCUCAUUAAUUGCCGCAACCGACAUUAACCCUACCCAAUUAAUUACUCCAGUAUAAGUAGUUCCUAACAGAAUGGAAGCAAAAAGAGAAGUCCAGUUCGAAUCGAGCGAAUUCGUUUCCCUCCCCUCCCCUCCCGUCCCCUCCCGGCUCCUGGGCAGGCCAGCAAGCAGCCCGUCCCGUCCCGUCCCUUCCCUAUAUAUUCUGACGCCCAUCCUGCCUCGCGGGCCUCGUGAGAAAGGGGUCGCGGCCGAGUUGGAGAUGGAUCCAGAAGAGGGGAGCAAGCGCGCUUGUGCGGCUGAUGAUAGCACGGACACCGUCGGCCUCACAGCGGGAUGGGCAGACAUUCCCCGCGAGCUGCUUCCAGUUGUGCUCUCCCGCCUGCCAUGUCCGGUAGAUCGUCUCCGGUUCUCCGUCGUCAACAAGAAAUGGCACGGGUUCUUGGAACAACACCGUCGUGAUCUCCAUCUUCCUCCACUACUCCCGUCAUUGGUGCUACCGUCGUCUUCUCCAGAGCACCCUCUGGUCCACGUAACACAGGGAGGGAACACCCGGCGCCUCGGACUCCCACCAGACAUCAAGCAGAGAGCAAGUUUCUGUGGAUCCUACCAAGGGGGGUGGUUCGUCCUCGCUCUUGAUGGACCACUGGACAACAGACUGUUCAACAUAUUCUCCGGCGUCAGCAUUCCGAUGCCAACGACGACAAUGGUGGACGGGCGUGCACGAUAUAUCCGAGUUGAGGCAGCAGCUCUCUCAGGGUCGCCAGUUCUGGACCCACCAUACAACUACACCAUCGGCGCGAUUGCAAGGAUCCAGGGCAAUGACUUCUCUGGCAUUGCACUAUGGGACCCGUCCAAGGAGCACUGGACGUGCAUUGACUGGGAUCUCAUCCCAACGCACAGUCUGGAUAUACACGAUGUGGUAUACUCCAAUGGCAGCUUUUACUUCCUCAACUCUUAUGAGAACAUGGAGAGAAUUGGAGCUCAUCCCAACCGUGAGGGAGUCCCACCCCCACCCCGUCUGGAGAUUUAUGUCGAGAAGGAUUGGGAGAUAUAUGAUGAGGAACACCCGGAGAACAUGACAGUCCAGCGGUAUUUGGUUAAUCUUGGAGGUAUGGAGGAGGAUAAUCCUUUCCUGAUGGUGCUCAAGUAUCAAGAUGAGCCUACGCAACCCACUUCCUCUGUGCGCAUGUUCAGGCUAAGCGAGGUUGAUGAACCUGACGCUCCAGAGUACCCUGAGGAUGUGGAGCCCCGUCUCCACUGGCAUGAGCUAGAUCCCAGCUCCAAGUCGGACCAUGAGUUUUUCCUUGAGGCCAAGCUCAUAUUCAUUGGGCGUGGUUGCUCCAGGAUCUUCAAUGCCAGUGAUUUUGAGGAUCUCGACGACAAGUUCCGCACCGGAGUGUCCAUUUUCUUCUACGACGACCGUGGCGUCGAGGACCAAGAAUGCUUCCUGCGUGGUGACAUGGGAAGAUUCACUCUGCCGGAGGCCCAAGUUGAGCCGUGGCCGCCGGUCGGCAGCCAAGCAAUCGGGCCACGGUCGCGCAAGUUCCCUCCUACCUGGUGGAUUCACUGAUAUGUUGACCCAGAUUGGGGACUGAACAUUAUUCCCUCUCUGCAACUUAGUCCUCUGCUUCCAUUGAGUAGGCCACUAGGGCAACAGAGAUAACGUGCUGCAAACUGUUAUACUAGCAGGCAAAAGACCGCGCCCAUGGGAAAGCCAGUGUGAGUGGCUGUUGCUGCUCUAGUUAAGAAAAUGGAAUGGGAAACGGGAGGCACCAGCAGAUCGAAAAACAGUUUUGGCUGGGGGGCUGUUUUCAUGUGUGUCCUCGUAUGUUGUUUUGUUGCAGGCAAUGGGCUGAACCAUUUGUUGGAUACUGAUCUAUACAUUGUUCAUUUGUAACUAAACCUUUUUUGGAUCAAUGCAAGCUUCCAAUUCGGGUU
This is a messenger RNA of Triticum dicoccoides, 2077 nucleotides long. RefSeq lists its product as uncharacterized. The coding region runs from base 213 to 1709 and encodes 498 amino acids. NCBI's taxonomy places the organism in Eukaryota, Viridiplantae, Streptophyta, Magnoliopsida, Poales, Poaceae. Gene Ontology annotation, molecular function: protein binding. The record is from RefSeq and is a predicted model, not a curated record. The transcript has 2 exons.